Scomber japonicus (chub mackerel) is the source of this 1676-nucleotide messenger RNA. RefSeq names its product SH2 domain-containing protein 7-like. Lineage: Eukaryota; Metazoa; Chordata; Actinopteri; Scombriformes; Scombridae. The transcript is spliced from 6 exons. The record is from RefSeq and is a predicted model, not a curated record. Gene Ontology annotation, cellular component: cytoplasm. Bases 38 to 1375 code for a protein of 445 amino acids.
GACAGUGAUCCGUCAGCUCCUAACAAAACGUGUGAGGAUGGAGAAGAAGUCAGGUGUUGACCUGCAGAUGGAGACAUCAGAAGGAGGCCUGAAGGAGCUGGUGCUGCGGUGGUUCACUGAGACGCAGGCACCGCUCAUCUUGGACAACGGAAACUUCCCAGACUGGUUUCAAGGCUUCGCUGCAAGAAAGGACGCGGAAGAUCUAUUGAGAGAUAAAGCUCUGGGCUGUUUUCUCAUUCGCCUCAGUGAUAAAGCCGUUGGCUACAUCCUGUCCUACAAGGGUCUAGACAGGUGCCGCCAUUUUGUUAUUACCCAGGGCAAAGAUGGACUGUUCGCCAUAUCAGGAGAUUGCCAGACUUACCGAACUCUCAAAGAGCUGAUAGAGCACUACAAGGUCAGCCCCAUCCAGCCCUUCGGAGAAUACCUGACCUCCAGCUGUAAUGAGGUAAACACAGGUGAGCUGUAUGACGUGGUGAACUACAGGACCAAAGGGAAAUCAGGAGUGAGUGUUCAAGCUCUGCGGACCCUGUGGGACCAGAAGAAUGAACACCACAGCGACCACCACAAUAAUCAAAGGAUCCAGCAGCAAAAUGACCCUCUUACGGGACAGCCGCCUGCUCUGCCACCUAAAUCAAAAAGCAGAAAGCUGACAGGAACUGUGUCUGUGGACGCGAUGUCCCACUCUCAGAGUGUCCCCCCACUCCCAAAAAGAGGCAUUCCUCUGGCCUUCUCUCUGAGUGGAUCUUUGCCCGAUACGACAUCUCAUCCAAGCGAUAUCCAGAGUGACACAAACAGAGCAGAGAGACUCAGAGGAAACACAAACCCGAUGCUCAACUCAAACUCUUUUAACACCACAGACAUAAAACAUCCAGGUGACCUUUAUCCUGGGCCGGUGGAGAGCAGGAGCAAAUCUCUACCAAGACUGGACAACAGCAACAUGGAGGAGGAUGGGGAGUACUCCAACAAGCUUAGCAGUCCUCCCCUCACCACGCCAACAUCUUAUUCUCCCACUCUGGUCAAAAGGGUCACUUGCCACACCUACUCACUCCAUGAACCCAGAUUUAACAGCUCCAGGUCGGAGCAGCAGAGCGAUGAUCUCGAGGUGCUGAGGUCCAACCCGCUCUACCACACCACCGAGGAGCCUGGGGGAAGUUCGGCUCAGCAGGGAGACGGCAUGUAUGCUGAGGUCCCCCAAAGGCCAACAGCUGCCGCUAGGCAUGACGACACCUAUGAGCUGAUACAAGGGGAGGCCGCCGCCAUGCACGGCAACACGUACGAAUCUGUGGAGGACAUGAAGACCAAGAAGUCCAAAUCCACCUGGGGCAAAAAUAAUAUGAAAUGGAAGAAAUUCCUGCCUGAUUACAAGAAGAAAUAAAAGUGACAAGAAGGACUCGUAUGGAUCAUUCGUGUUUAGAUACAGAAAAGACUGAUGUUGAUAUAUGAAACAAAAAGAAAUCAAACUUUCAUAAUAGCAAGUCGAAAGUCGUUUUAAACACUCCAUAGUGUCACUCUACCAUCUACCAAAGCCAUCCUGUAUAUUUUGUUAGUCUUCCUUAAUUUCUUUUUAACUUUUUGUAUCCGGAUUUCUUUUAAUGGUACAGUAGUAGUAGUAGUAGUGGUAAUAGCGGUGGUGAUAUUUUCAUAAUUGUUGUGGCAUUAAAACUGAUAUUAAGCCA